UAAAACGGAAAAACCAGCAAAAAAUAAAAGGUUAGACAUUUUUUCUUUUGAGCUGACAAAAACUGAGCUGACAUCCAAAAAUUCAACUUAAAUUUAUACAACCUUCUUCGUGGUCAAAACCAUUUCUUUACAACCAAUCAUCAAUCAACCAUGUCUGCUAGAAUAAGUAGAGGCCAAUGUGCUGAUUGUACAUGUUCUCCAGGGUUACUUUCAAGAGCCAAUAGAAGAUCAUCACUUUUCGCUCAAAAAAUCAACAUUAAGAGAUCCAACAGUGGUACCAUUAAUGUGGGUCAAUCAAGAAAGGGGUCAGUAUUUACCAUUGAUGCUGCUUCAUUAUGUUUACCUGAUGUCAAAGAAAUCAAUACUUCCAAGCGUUUGAAUGCUUUAAGAACCAAGAUGGCAGAACAUGAUUUAGGAGUUUAUAUCAUCCCAUCUGAAGAUCAACAUCAAUCAGAAUAUGUAUCUAGUUUAGAUCAAAAGAGAAGUUUUAUUAGUGGAUUCCAAGGUAGUGCUGGUGUAGCUAUUGUUACUAGAGAUGUCAUGUGUAUGAAUGAAAUUCCAGAAGGAUUGGCUGCUUUAUCAACUGAUGGAAGAUAUUUCAAUCAAGCAUCUAAUGAAUUAGAUUUUAAUUGGCAAUUAUUAAAACAAGGAGCCAAAGAUCAACCAACUUGGGAAGAAUGGACUGUGAAUCAAGCUAUUCAAUUGAGUUUAGAUUCCGGUUUGAAAAUAAACAUUGGGGUUGAUCCAAGAUUAAUUACUAAUAAAUUAUAUCAAAAAUUUAUAAAAUUAAUUGAAAAAGGUUUAAAUGAAUCAAAGAAUAAAUCUGCUAAAGUUGAAUUUUUAGCAAUUCAAGAAAAUUUAAUUGCAUCAAUUUGGGAAACUUUUGAACCAAUACCACCAACUAUUCCAAAUCCAAUUAAUAUUCUUGAAUUAAAAUUCUCAGGUAAAUCAAUUAAAGAUAAAUUAUCUCAAGUUCAUAAUCAAGUAUUUAAAACUUCAUCUCAUAUUGAAGGAUUAGUUGUAACUGCUUUGGAUGAAGUUGCCUGGUUUUUAAAUUUAAGAGGUCAAGAUAUUGAAUAUAAUCCUGUAUUUUUUUCAUAUUUAAUCAUUACUAAAUUCCAUGGUACUACCCUUUUCAUUGAUAAACAAAGAUUAUCUCCUGAAAUAUUGGUUUAUUUACAAUUAAAUGAUAUUAAACUUGAAUCUUAUGAUGAUUUUUAUCCUUAUUUAUUAAAUUUAUCUAAAGAAUUUUCAAUUAAUGAUAAACAAUUAUUAGUACCUAAUAAUUCUAAUUGGGAAGUGAUUAGAAAUUUAAAAUGUUCUUAUCAUCAAGCUUUAUCUCCAAUUGAAGAAAUCAAAUCGAUUAAGAAUGAAGUUGAAUUAGAAGGAGCUAAAAUUGCUCAUUUAAAAGAUGGUAGAGCUAUUAUUAAAUUUUUAGCAUGGUUAGAAGAUCAAUUAAUUAAUUAUCAAGAAUUAAUUGAUGAAAUUACGGCUGAUGAAAAAUUAUCUGAAUUUAGAAAAGAAGAAGAAAAUUUUGUUGGAUUAUCAUUUGCAACUAUUAGUGCUACUGGUGCUAAUGGAGCUGUUAUUCAUUAUAAACCUCAUAAGGGAGCAUGUUCAACUAUUAAUCCUAAUAAGAUUUAUUUAAAUGAUUCUGGAUCUCAAUUUUUAGAAGGUACAACUGAUACUACUAGAACUGUUCAUUUUGGUAAUCCAACUUAUGAUGAAAUUAAGAAUUAUACAUUAGUAUUAAAGGGGAAUAUUUCAUUAUCAACCUUAAAAUUUCCUGAAAAUACUACUGGUAAUUUAAUUGAUUCAAUUGCUAGACAACAUCUUUGGAAAUGGGGAUUAGAUUAUGGUCAUGGUACAUCUCAUGGUAUUGGGGCUUAUUUAAAUGUUCAUGAAGGACCAAUUGGAAUUGGACCAAGACCAAAUGCGGCUCAAAAUGCGUUAAAACCAGGACAAUUAUUAUCCAAUGAACCAGGAUAUUAUGAAGAUGGAGAAUAUGGAAUUAGAAUUGAAAAUGUGAUGUUUAUAAAGGAAAGUGGUAAACAAUAUGGUGGAAAGAAAUUCUUUGAAUUUGAAACCAUUACUAAAGUACCAUUUUGUAAGAAAUUAAUUAAUGUUGAUAUGUUAAGUGAAGAAGAAUUAGCUUGGAUUAAUGGAUAUCAUAAUACGAUUUGGAAUGAUUUGAAUGAAUCAUUUGAUAAGAAUAGUGUGGUUUAUAAAUGGUUAAGAAAGGAAACCUCCCCAUUAAUUAGAUCUCGUUAAUCUUGUAUACCCCCUUCCCUCUCACCUUUCACUUAACUAUAAAAUUAUUUUGCAUGUCAUGUCGUUAAUGUUUUGUUUGAAUUUUUAAAUUUUAUAAUUUAGUUUAAUAGCAAUUUAUAUUGAAUAUAUUUAUACAUUCUAUU
Messenger RNA from Scheffersomyces coipomensis, 2414 nucleotides. Its product is annotated as aminopeptidase P. NCBI's taxonomy places the organism in Eukaryota, Fungi, Ascomycota, Pichiomycetes, Serinales, Debaryomycetaceae. The coding region runs from base 151 to 2271 and encodes 706 amino acids. Gene Ontology annotation, molecular function: metalloaminopeptidase activity. The transcript has a single exon. The record is from RefSeq and is a predicted model, not a curated record.